GUGUACCACAGUUAUUUUUCACUGUGGUAGUCUUUCCCACUCCCUAAAAGGUUGGCUUACUUCAGUUCAGAAAUGUUUCAACAGGAAAAUAGCACGUGCUUCCUAAUGAUAGAUAACUAAACUAUAACUUAUAUAGCAAAUGAUUCAAAGUCUAAAAGAAAAAGAAAAACACUGAAUAUUGGAAUAGUUAUUCUCAUUUCUGUCUGCGUAUUUUGUGACUUCACUUGUGGUUGUAAGAGGGAAGACACUUUGAAUAAUUCAAAAAACCAACCUUGCAUUUCAGUCCAUAUAUCAAGUGAUGGUGAAAAAAAAUCCUAGAUGAGAUUUUUUAAGCUAUUGCUGCACCCUUUACUCUGACUAUUAAUACUUUAAAUCCCCCCGUUCUGUUGGUAGGGCAGAGUUUAGCAUUCUCCAAGACAUUUCACAGGGUUGGAGCACACAAAGACAGGGUUCUUUGAAUCUGGGGAACCAUUUCUAUGUUUAUUUUCCCAAAUUAUGCAUCCCUCCUGAGAGAACUGAUGACCCAUUUUCAGCUUUGAGACUGGGAUGCUUUUUAAAAAUUGCCUGCCAUUCCCUCUAGCAAGGCUCCCAAGGCAUUUGUGAGAAAAACAGGCCCACAGCAUCACAGAUCUUUCCCCAUACUUAACAGGAGUCUGCUGAACUGCUUUUCCAUGCAUUCAUCCUCUAUUUCAUGGUUUGUUGCUGAUAGGGUUCUGGGUAAAGCCCCACUAGCAUUUAGCAAAGUACACGUUCCUAUAACUGUGAUGGUAGGACAUAAAGACCUUUUUUUUCUAAAGCUAGGUACAGACUACACACAUUUUUACUCGACUGUAUCCCCAAUUCCCAGUCGGGGAAAGUCUGCAUCAGUCUGAAGUAACUGCAGUGAGCGGAGAGUGGGUGUAAAAGUCUGAAAAUGUGAGACAAUGUGAAGACUAGAGUCUGCAAGUGUGUGAGGGGAACCAACCCGGGCUUAGUCGCAGUCAAGCAAAUACUAUGUUUGAAUUUUUUGAGGCGCUUCUGAAUGCAGUUUGGUGGGGUGAACUGCUAACCAAACCAACCUUACACAUAGCUAUAUUCUUAAUGUAAUCAGCAUAAAAUAAGUCUCAAUUAAUUAAUUUAGGUUAUCUGCAAUUGUGGAAAUCCACACCUUGCACUUUCACACUUUAAAGUGAUAGCUCUCCGAACCUGUUGUACACAUCAUAACAGUGAGUUUUGUAGGACAGGGAAAGGCUACCAGAUUAUCUUUGUUUUAGCCAAUUUUAGUCAUUUAACCCCUUAAAUAGCAUAUAUUUGUUCAUAUUUGAUACACUGGGCUUUUGUAAAUUAUGCCGUUAUCAGCAGCACCCUCCAGCAGGGGACCCCCUAAGCACCCUCUUAUACGGUCUAUGUCAAAGCGGGCUCUGUUUCUUAUAAUCGCUUCUCAUGAAGAUCAGCAUAAAUUCUGCAUUACUUCAAUAACGUGUAGUUAAAAGAAAUGGGUCUUUGCGCCAUAUGAUAUUUAUGCCCGGAUAAAACUGAAAGUCCUGAUUAAAUAGUCAAAGACUCCUAGAAACCUGAUAAACUCAAAAGUAAAGUAAAACACGGCUGAACAGAAUAGUUUUAAAAUUUUUUAAAAGAUCUUUAAGGUGUGGCAAGAAGUGUAUCAUCAACAAUUUCCUUUUAAAUAACUAUUUCAUAAUGUGUUUUUUUUUUUCUUUCAUCUACUAAAUAAAUGUGUUUAAAUUAGGAAUUUGGGUUUUUACUAGAACAGAGUAUUUAAACCACCUUGACCUACUGCUCUUACAAUGUAUCUCUAUAUCACUUUUCCUCCUCCCAUUUAAACCAUGCCAUACAAACUAGAAAAAUAGCUGCACUUAUUGAGUUUGAAUGAUGACCUUAUUUGUGACAGUUUUUUGGAUGUGUGGGUGUAUACAUUUACAAUCGAUAGCCCGCCAUGCCCUCUAAGAAGGAAACUACCAUUCCCAUCAGGCUCAGCUGACCUGGUUUCAGGACAGAGUGGGGUGCUGUUAUCAUGUCACCACUUGUUCUGAUCUCAAGUCGUUGAUAUGCAGUGGACGUCCUGCCACUGCUCAUUCUGCAGGCCUGGCGAUCGUUCUGUCAAUCAGAUCCAAGCUUUGCUGAACCUAACUGAACAUUGCUUGGACUCUCCACCUCUUGUGUUCUUGGAUCUUUUCUGGUCCAUGCAGAACGCUCCCUCUCUUCUCCUUCUCUUCUCCCUCUCUUCUCCCUCUCUUCUCCCUCUCUUCUCCCUCUCUUCUCCCUCUUCCUCCUUCUGUUUGGCACAAAAGGAAGUGGGAACCAGUUGGCACUUCAAUUUCCUUACUGUACUGAUUGUGGCAAAAUGGCAGCUCCUGCUUCCUCUGUCCUCCUUGCUGUGGUUCCCUCACCCUCUCCUGAGAGAAGUAACCCAGAUUUCAAAAUGAAUCGCCGCCUAUUCCCCUCAAUCUUUCUCCUCUCUCUAGCUCUCUCUCUCUUCAUCUAUUUUUUCCUACUCUCUCUUUCUCCCUGAUUCUCUCUCUAUCUCUCAUCAUCUUCCUCGUAAAACAGAAUCAAUCUUGGAAAGAGAAUACCACCUCUCCAUCCCGUACUCCUACUCACCCUGCCUCUGGGUUAACGGAUAUAUACCGCUUCAAUCCUCCGUAUUUGCCUCUUUGAGAAUUUGAACUAGUCAAAUUGCCUGUUGCGCUCAUUUGAAGGUUUUUUUUUUUGUUCUUUUUCGUUUCUUGAGCUGCUUUUUCUCUCCUACCCAUUGGUUUUUCUGGCUUCUCUACCUCUUUUUGGGGGUUUGUUUCUUUUUGUUUUUUUCCUGUUUGAGUUGAUCUGCUACAGGUGCACCCAGAUUUUUAAUUGAAGGCAUUCAGGCGAAGAGUGAAGGAGAGGACGAGGGGACAACUGUCACUGGCGACAAUUUUCUUCAGAAAUACCCCAGACUAAGCUCUCAGCCUCCUCUUGCCACAUCUCACAGACAUCAUGUCCACCCCGGUGUCCCCUUCCCCAUCCCUCUCCCCCCUGACACUGGCCUCCCCCACAUCACCAUCCUCCGCGCUGCCUUCGCCCCUCUCCCCUCCGCCCAGGGUGCCCGUGUUUCAGAGGAAGGGAGCACUCAAACACAAGAGGAUUGUCGAGGUGAAAGACCAUCAGUUCACAGCACGCUUCUUCAAGCAGCCCACCUUCUGCAGCCACUGCACCGACUUUAUAUGGGGUAUUGGCAAGCAGGGAUUCCAGUGCCAAGUUUGCAGUUUUGUGGUCCAUAAAAGAUGCCACGAGUUUGUCACCUUCACAUGUCCCGGAUCUGUGACUGCCCCCAGGCCCGAAGACCUGAAAAGUCGACACAUGUUUAAGGUCCACACAUACUCCAGCCCCACGUUCUGUGAUCACUGUGGAUCACUGCUGUACGGACUCAUACACCAGGGCAUGAAAUGUACCAGUUGCGACAUGAACGUCCAUCGGAGAUGCGAGACCAGCGUUCCCAGUCUGUGUGGACAGGAUCACACAGAGAAAAGAGGCAGAAUCCACCUGACAAUCAGAGGAGACAAAGAGGAUAUCUACGUCACAGUUCGGGAGGCUCGCAAUCUCAUGCCUAUGGAUCCGAAUGGCUUAUCAGACCCAUAUGUAAAACUAAAACUGAUUCCGGACCCGAAGAGCCACAGCAAACAGAAGACUAAGACCAUCCGCUCAACACUCAAUCCUGUCUGGAAUGAGAGUUUCACCUUUUCAGUGCGGGGCAACCAGUGGGACAGGCGUCUGUCUGUGGAGGUGUGGGACUGGGACCGGACGUCCAGGAAUGAUUUCAUGGGAGCGCUGUCCUUCGGCGUCAGCGAGAUCUUCAGACGUCCUAUUUGCGGGUGGUUCAAGCUGCUUGCACAGGAUGAGGGGGAGUACUACAACAUCCCUGUGCCAGAUCCAGAUCUGCAGGAACCUCAGCCAGACGUGACAACGCCCUCUCUGCCUCCGGUGUUGGUCGCCCCAGUGCCUGAGCCUUUUCCCGUGGUCCUGUCCCCGACCCCUGUCCCGUCCUGCCCGCCCAUGCUCUCUCCUGUUCCCGGCAAAGUCAGAGUGGGAAUGCACGACUUCAACUUCCUCAUGGUCCUGGGCAAAGGCAGUUUUGGCAAGGUGCUGCUGGCAGAGGAGCGAGGCAGCGAGCGCCUGUUUGCAGUGAAGGUCCUUAAAAAGGACGUUCUCUUCCAGGAUGAGGACACGGAGAGUGCUCUGGUGGAGAGGAGGGUUUUGGCUCUCCCCUCUCGUCCUCACUUCCUUACUUCGCUCUAUUGCGCCUUCCAGACCGAGGACCGUCUAUAUUAUGUUAUGGAAUAUGUCAACGGUGGAGAUCUGAUGUUUCACAUUCAGCAAGUCGGGAAGUUCAAAGAGCCACAUGCAGCGUUUUAUGCAGCAGAGAUUGCAGUUGGCCUCUUCUUCCUCCACAGCAAAGGCAUCAUCUACAGAGACCUAAAGCUGGAUAAUGUGCUGCUCGACAGCGAGGGCCACAUAAAGAUCGCUGACUUCGGGAUGUGCAGGGAGGGCAUGUUCGGGGGCGACACCACUCGCACGUUCUGCGGCACGCCGGACUACAUCGCCCCUGAGAUUGUGGCUUAUCAGCCCUAUAAUAAAGCUGUGGACUGGUGGUCUUAUGGAGUACUGCUGUAUGAAAUGCUGGCAGGACAGCCACCGUUUGAUGGCAUUGAUGAGGAGGAGCUGUUUCAGUCCAUCAUGGAGCAGAGUGUCUCCUACCCCAAAUGUCUGUCUCGGGAAGCUGUUGCUGUCUGCAAAGGACUCCUCACGAAGCACCCUGCCAAGCGUCUGGGUGGAGGAGAGGAAGCUGAAAGGGAGAUCAAGGAGCAUCCAUUCUUCCGUUGGAUAGACUGGGACCGCCUGGAGAGACUGGAGAUACAGCCGCCGUUCAUACCCAGAACCGGCGGGAGAAAAGGCGAAAACUUUGACAAGUUCUUCACAGCGGCCCCAUCCGUCCUCACUCCAUCGGAUCCAGAUGUGCUCGCAGCCAUCAACCAGGAGGACUUUCAGGGAUUCUCCUUCCUCAACCCAGACUUUGCUCCCUCGCCUCUCACAGCUAUUUGAAAACUGCCCCCUCCGGGUUGUCCCUGUUAUUUAUCAGAUAGUAGUUUUCUAGCGGAGAGAGAAAACAUGAGAAAUAGCAAACAAUUAUUUCACCUCUUGUAACCAAAUUCUGACGUUUACAUUAAAAUGCCAAGACCCUUUGAUAAUCCCUCAUGUUCUAUUGCUGCAUGUGUAUCGAACAAGGCAGUAUUAUGGUUUGCCACACUAGAGUUUUUUUCUUUUUUUAUAUAAGAUCUAUCUUAACUUGCUGUAAGAUUAUUGUAGUGUCAGACAAAUAAAUGAAUCUCUUUGCAUGCAUAAUUUUUAUAGAGCUAGAAGGAAGAUAAAAGUCCUCAGUUGUCUGAAUAGGCAGUUUACCAGUGGCAUCUUUAUUCUCACAGCUACACAGACAAUAUAAUGUGCAAAAAAAAAAAAA
Fundulus heteroclitus (mummichog) is the source of this 5488-nucleotide messenger RNA. RefSeq names its product protein kinase C, gamma (gene prkcg). Bases 2971 to 5073 code for a protein of 700 amino acids. The record is from RefSeq and is a predicted model, not a curated record. Gene Ontology annotation, biological process: protein phosphorylation. The transcript has 17 exons. Gene Ontology annotation, molecular function: diacylglycerol-dependent serine/threonine kinase activity; ATP binding; zinc ion binding. Lineage: Eukaryota; Metazoa; Chordata; Actinopteri; Cyprinodontiformes; Fundulidae.